UUGACACGUCACCACGGAAUGGAAUGACUCUACAGGCCGGGGCGUCAGCCUUUAUACAGUGUAACCCACCAGACUCGUACCCAGGCCUUUCCUUUAGCUGGUACAGAGACAGUCCUUCUAACAUCAUCGUCAACACCCACCGUGUGUUCAUCUCGGACAAGACGGGCGACCUGUACUUCUCGUACGUGACUGAGACGGACAGCGGGGACUACUACUGCCUGGUGCGGAACGUGAUGGACACGGCGCCCGACGACACAGACAUCUCCGUCCGGACCAGCCAACCCACCAAACUCACGGUCUCAAGUGGCGAUCCCAUAGAAAGUGCAGCAACCAUCGCUCUCAAUGCUGAAGACGAAGACGUACUGAAAGGAGGGACGGAGACGCUGAACUGUUUUGCCAAUGGAUACCCGCGGCCAGACAUCUACUGGUCACGUCUGGAUGACUUUGGGAACGAGGUCGCCCUCCCGAGACGAUCUCGUUUCCACAACUGGAACCACAUCUUCAUUCUCCCGGAUGUGACCGAAGAGGAUUCUGGGAUCUACAGGUGUACCGCAGAGAACAGUUUUGGGACCGCAGUCACCGAGGCGAACAUAAUAGUCAGAGCACCGCCCGUUAUUCAGCCGCUACCAGACCGGGACCUUGUUGAGGGGUCCAGCGUAAGCUGGACGUGUGAAGCCACAGGGUCUGAGCCUAUUACCUACACUUGGUACGGUAUCCAGCAAGACCCCUUGCAGACCGGCGGUCGUAUAGUGGUGGGAGCGAACACACUGACUAUCAAUGAUCUAAGGGCGAGUGAUCUUGGUCGCUAUCAAUGCGUGGCCCAAAACCAGUGGGGAUCCACGCAGUCGUCGGCGAAACUGCACAUUGGAGACGUGACCCCGGCCUGGCUGACGCCCAUCGGUACGUACUACGCCGUGCCUGGGUCUACCGUUACCAUGACAACGCGCUGGGAGGCCGACCCAGAACCCACCUUUAAGUGGACCAAAGAUGGACGUCCUAUCACAUCAGGGGGAAGGUACACGAUCACUCCCGAUGGGAACUUGGUCAUCGAUGGUGUCACCAGCGAAGACGAGGGAGAUUAUUGGUGCACCCUAGAGAACCGCUGGGGUACUGCAACGUCGAAUGGCAACCUUAUACUCACCGACCCUACCCGCCUGCCGGCUGGCCGCGGCCCCACGGACCUGACCCUUGACACAGGCACCACUGGGGUCAUCCCGUGUGACGCGACCUUUGACCCCCGGCUGGACCACCAGUACCUCUGGUACAGGAACGGACAGAAGAUCGACUUUGACCUUGAAAGUGAAAACUAUGAGCGGGUUGAAGGUGGUGGCCUCCGGAUUAAAAACGCAUACCUCGCCCAAGACGCGGUCUUUACCUGCUCAGCCGAAACACCUGUAGACAAGGAAGAGGGGACCUCCAACGUGAACGUCAUAGCCCCAAAUCACCCUCCUGUCGGUGUCGAGGCGACCAAUCUUGACACCACGACAGGAGACCUUCUCUGGCACCCGUCUAGUGAUAACGGGGCGCCGCCUAGCGAGUACUCCGUGGAAGCCAUGUCGAACCACGAGCCCGUCUGGAGAGAGGUGCAGAGAGGACCGAUAUCUGAGCUUCAAUCAGCACCAGACCCGGACACGCGUUCCCUCUUGAAACUCACGAACCUGUCACCCUGGACCUGCUACUACUUCCGGGUCAUGACCAUCAAUGACCUCGGCAUCAGCAGACCAAGUUCCCAGUCUAACAGAGCAUGCACCGGGAUAGCACUGUCUUAG
Molecule: messenger RNA, 1769 nt
Organism: Branchiostoma belcheri (Belcher's lancelet)
Lineage: Eukaryota; Metazoa; Chordata; Leptocardii; Amphioxiformes; Branchiostomatidae
Product: contactin-4-like
Exons: 13
Coding region: 24-1769 (581 amino acids)
Biological process (GO): cell-cell adhesion
Molecular function (GO): protein binding
Source: RefSeq, a predicted model, not a curated record